This is a messenger RNA of Oncorhynchus mykiss (rainbow trout), 3863 nucleotides long. The record is from RefSeq and is a predicted model, not a curated record. Lineage: Eukaryota; Metazoa; Chordata; Actinopteri; Salmoniformes; Salmonidae. Gene Ontology annotation, molecular function: N,N-dimethylaniline monooxygenase activity; NADP binding; flavin adenine dinucleotide binding.
UAAAUAUGCUAACAAGUGCAAAAGAAAAUAAAGAAAUUGCAAAGACAGGCAAUCCAGCUGAGUUAUACAUAUAUACAUAUAAGUUAUACAUAUAGGUAGGCGCUACCGAAUGUCAUUUUUGGUGAGUUUGGACAUUUACAAGCAAAUGUGAAUGAGAGACAUUGUGCAAAUAAACAAAGUUUUGACCCAUGCUUUUCUGAAGGAAGAGCAGCACUGGCUCUGGAGCAGCAUGUGUACACGCUGUGUCCUUGUGGAGUCUGGAGUCGCUAGGGCAACUGGCCUACCUGCUCUGCUUGGAGAAGGGGAGCAGACCAGGGGAUGCGACCCCUGUCAAUACACAGCUUGACUCACCUGUUCCCGUUUUCUCCAGUUGUGCUAUUUACAAACAAACACAUGGUUCAACUGUUUUGGGGAACUACGGUAAGCUUCAUGAUAUAAAAUAAUGUGACAGGUGAAAUUAAGAAUGUGAUCUGCUUUAUCUCCUAACGUAUUACCCGUAGUUGACUGCAGGUAUUUACUUAAAAUGUAUCUACUAAUAUUAACAUUAAUUGAAAAACAUAAAAUAAAUAGUUUCAAUGGUAUUAAAAAAAAAAAGUCCCUGGCUGCGGUCUCCAGCCCAAGCCUACUCUCACCCUAUUACCUCAACCUCUAUCCUCCUUCUCCCUCAUCUACCUUAUCUCCAACCUCACUCGAGGACAGCCUGAACACCUCCCUCCUCUCACCCGUACACCCACAUCCCUCCUCUCCUCAGCAACCCACAGAGAGCCUGAAUACCACCCGGACACCACCCCCUUCCUCUCCUGUACUACAUGAUCUGCAAACAUUAUUCUGUCAUUCCUUUGCUGAGAAGUUUAUAUUGGAGUCAAGACUGUCAACGAAUGUAAUGUAAAUGGACUGUGUGUAUGAUAUUUGUACAUGAGAACUAAGUAGAAAGACAAACCUUUAAAGAGAUUCUCCGGUACUUUUGUAUACUUUUUAGCAUGUAGUUCUGAAAGUAGUACUCAUGAGCUGAAAGUGGUCCCCGAAAAUUGCAUACUAUGUGACAUAUGUGCAGAUAUGUGCACCAUGUUAUCUCUCUCUGUCUGUCCGUCCGUCCGUCCCCUGAGCCGUUGGGCCCGCCCUGCAACCUCUUUGGAUACGCUGGGGUGGACUCUUGCUAGCUGUCACUCAAAUGCGAGGCUAGAACUCAAAUUGCUAGGGAGUUGGCCCAGGGGAAAUUUAUGUAAAAUGAUGCAGCACAGCUUCAAGAAAACAGUCACUUUCAAAUUAGGAAUUUUGUGGCUAAUUGAUGUAAAACAGCAAUUCUGCUCAUAGAUUAUGCAUGUAUGAACUACACAUUGACACAUCCAGCCCAAAGUGGGAUGUUUAGAAAAUAUUUUCUUAGUUGCCAAAGUAACUAAGAAGCAUGUAUUUAAUGCUGCUUCACCUCAUUUUGAAUCCCAUAAAGAUCUUCCCAAUAUUUCUGUGUGGAAAGAAACAUUAAUAAAUAAAUGAUAACUCCCUGCUGUCAGCACUAUUCUGUCAAAACACGUUAAAGGCAACAUUGUGGAUGGUGAGAUGAGGUCAUGUUAAUGAAUCUCAGGUAGAUUCAAUUGAGCUCUGUGGGCUAGUAACAAACUCUCAGGUUUUAUGUAACUGUGUCAAGUAAAGGGUUAACCUAUAGGACACUCCCCUGCUUUUGGUUCACUUCCUAAUUUGUGAACUUUACUCUGCUAAUACACAGUUCCAGUUAGAACUACUCCAGCUGAGAGGGAGUCUAUGGAUCAGUCCUCUGCAGAAAGACAGACCGACACACAGGUAGUAUGUCCCAACGUGUGGCAGUGAUCGGGGCGGGUCCAUCAGGUCUGACCAGCAUCAAGAGCUGUCUGGAUGAGGGUCUGAAGCCCACCUGCUUUGAGAGCAGUGAUGACAUCGGGGGGCUGUGGAGGUUCAAGGAAACCCCUGAGCCGGGCCGCUCUAGUAUCUACCGCUCUCUGGUGGUGAACACCUCCAAGGAGAUGAUGUGUUUCAGUGACUUCCCUAUGCCAGCUGACUACCCCAACUACAUGCUGCACUCCCAGCUGCUGCAGUACUUCAGGCUUUAUGCUCAACACUUUGACCUCCUCAGACACAUCACCUUCCAGACCAGCGUGCUGACUGUGAGACAGAGGCCAGACUUCAGUCGUUCAGGCCAGUGGGAGGUGGUGACAGAGAACAGGGAGGGACAGGAGCAGAGACACGUCUUUGACGGGGUACUGGUUUGUUCAGGACACUACACACAGCCUGUCUCACCGCUAGACCAGUUCCCAGGCCAUGAGUCGUUCCCUGGCCGCUGCCUACACAGCUGGGAGUAUAAGGAUGCUGAUGCGUUCCGGGGGAAGAGGGUGGUGGUAGUGGGGAUUGGGAACUCUGGAGGAGAUAUCGCUGUGGAGAUCAGCCGUGCUGCAGAGAAGACCUUCCUGAGUACCCGUAAGGGGGCGUGGGUGUUAGCUCGUAUGUCCAGUAGCGGUCUCCCACUGGACAUGAUGGCCAUCUCACGGUUCACGGUCCUGCUAACCUCCCUGCUGCCCAGAGCGCUGGUCAACUGGGCUGCAGAGAGAACCCUUAAUCACCGAUAUGACCACCGUCUCUAUGGCCUACAGCCAACACACAGGCUGCUAGAGCAGAAGCCGCUGAUCAACGAUGACCUUCCAGGCCGUAUCCUGCAGGGGGCAGUAGUGCUGAAGCCAGACCUGAGAGGGUUCCAGGGGUCCGGACUGCUGUUCCAGGAUGGAACCACGGAGGGGGACAUCGAUGCAGUGGUCUUCUGUACUGGAUACAAUGGCACCUUCUCCUUCCUGCCCCCGUCACUAUGUUCAGGACCUCGGGGGGAUCUCAACCUGUACAGACGGGUGUUCCCUCCAGCUCUCGAGCGCCCCACGCUGGCCAUCAUGGGUCUGUUCCAGACUAAAGGACCCAUCUUUCCUGCUGUGGAGAUGCAGGCCCGCUGGGUCACGAGGGUCAUCGCAGGGUUGACCCAGCUCCCACCACGGAAAACAAUGCUUUCCAAAAUCGAGACGGAGACGAAGAGGAACAUGAAGAGUUACCUGUGUCCCAGACAGGCAGCUCUCCAUGUGGAUUAUAUACCAUACCUGGACUCCCUGGCUGAGCAGGUGGGGGUUCGUCCAAACAUCCUAGGGCUGCUGCUGAGGGAGCCUAGUGUGGGGCUGCGUGUACUGCUGGGGCCCUGCACCCCUUACCAGUACCGCCUAAGAGGGCCGGGAAAGUGGGACGGGGCCCGACAGGCCAUCCUCACUCAGUGGGAGCGCGUAGCCCAGCCCUUCAGAACCAGGCUGGAGCCAGAACCCCCCAGGCCCUUGGUCCUUCUGUCCCCCUUGCUGAUCACGCUGUCUGUGGGAGCUGUGAUGCUAGCUGUGGUCUUCUCCCAGUGUAAACUGACCUUAUGUCUACAGGACCUACUACAGGACUCAACUCACCUGCUGGACUGGUUCUCAGCACUACUGUGAGGCUCGGAGUAGAAGCAUCCUAUAUAGCAACAGAUCUAGGAUCUACAUUAAUACUCUAUUGCCUCCACUAUCGACCAGGCUCUUUGUUUGUUUUCUUCUCGUCAAGACCAGUAUGGGAUUUCAAGCGUUUCUUUUACGCCUGCUACGUUAGGUUAGGCUGUAUCUGACCUAACAGACUGCUUUUGUUGUCUUACAAAAACACUCAUUAGGUGUGCUUGCUGAAAGGAAGUCCUCUCUAAAACUCUUACUCUUAUUUGAUUUCUUUGGUUAGCUCUAACACUUAAACCGCUUGAGCUAUUAACAUGAAACCAACUUUAAAAUGUGCAGACAGACCCGACUUAGCGUGCUUGAGAAAUUAUUUUUGAUAAAUAAAUAUCU